AUGGGUCAAAUUCCCCUCACCUCACUCUUCAUCUCUCUCCUCACUCUCUCUCUAGUUUCUCUCUCUACAUCCAAUUGCACAGGCUCUUCAAAUCAGGUGAGAGCUGGGUAUUGGCUCUCCACCUCCAAUCACUACUCCCCUCUCUCCAACAUCAACACCUCUCUCUACACUCACCUCUACUACUCCACCUCAAUUGACACCAGGCUCCUCAUUACAUCCCUUCCCCCACCUGACCAGGUCCCACUCUUAGCUACAUUCUCCUCCACCCUCAAAUCCACAAACCCAUCUCUCAAAAUCCUUCUGUCCAUUUCCACUGAUGAUCAAAACUCCAAGUCAUCGAACGUCGCGUUUUCUGCGAUGGCCGCCGAUCCGGUCUGUCGGUCAGCAUUCAUCGACUCCGCGAUCGGCCUCGCCCGCGCCAACGCGUUCGACGGCCUCGAUUUCGCGUGGCAGUUCCCCGCCUCCCCUGCCGACCUGACCAACCUUGGAAUCUUGAUCGCAGAAUGGAGAGCUCAAAUCGAAGACGAAGCCAAGCGCUCGUCGCGGCCCCCGCUCCUUUUAACCGCCACGGUUUACUUCUCGAACCACAUAUUCGACGGGCCGUCCGACGAUCUCGACUACCCAAUAGACGCGAUCUCAAGCAACCUAGAUUGGAUAAAUGCAGUCUCAUUUGGCUUCCACAAGAAUAGCAAUGUCACUAUUUUUUAUGCACAACUUUACGAUAAGGUCUCACACUUCUCAGCAAGCUAUGGGAACAUUUCUUAGCUAGAUGCAGGGAUUCCUUCAUGUAAGCUAGUUUUGGGCAUUCCCUUAUACGGAAAAUCUUGGUUCUUAAAGAACAAAGCGAAGAAUGGAAUCAACUCACCAGUGGUGGCCGGGGGGCCGAAGCAGCGGAUCAGCAACCGGACCGGUUCGAUGGCAUAUUUCGAGAUUGAACAACUGUUAAGAGACCCCACCACAGUUUCUCAAUACGAUAACUCAACGGUUUCUGCUUAUUUUUACUCGGGCGGGGUUUGGGUCAGCUUCGACGACCAUACCGUGGUUGAGGAGAAGAUAGAGUUCGCUUUGAAGUAUAGACUGCUGGGUUAUUUCCUCUGGCCGAUCAGCUUCGACGACUCGAAUAGUACAGUGUCAAGAAAAGCAUCCGAGGCUUGGCUUGAGAAUUAUGAUUCUUCGCAGUUCGAGGAUGAGAGUGGAUAUAAAGAAGCAGCUGCUCCGUUUCAACUGCCACCAAAAGAUCAGGCUCCAACAAUAUCAGAAGCAUCUUCUGCAUCGACAAAAGGAUCUUUAAAAGAUUCUUAUUUUCACCUACAUUUCUCUCUUCUUUUGUUUCUCCUCAUUUACCAAACAAGAGCCUGCCAAAAAUUGUAAAGAGAAAUCCCGUGUGCAACAGUUAUUCU
This is a messenger RNA of Ananas comosus (pineapple), 1400 nucleotides long. Its product is annotated as chitinase-3-like protein 1. The transcript has 2 exons. The record is from RefSeq and is a predicted model, not a curated record. Gene Ontology annotation, molecular function: chitinase activity; chitin binding. Gene Ontology annotation, biological process: carbohydrate metabolic process; chitin catabolic process. NCBI's taxonomy places the organism in Eukaryota, Viridiplantae, Streptophyta, Magnoliopsida, Poales, Bromeliaceae. Gene Ontology annotation, cellular component: extracellular region.